AGCAUUCAAUUGAACGGGUGGUUGUUCCAGCUUCCGCUCAUACGGCGGAAAUUACGUCAUUUAUUUGUACCAUGUUUAUUAUUAGCGAUGUCUGCCUGUCGAUUAAAUAAAGUUAUCUUCAUGCAAAAACAAAUCAACCUAGAGAGCUAAAUAGACAAAAGUGUAAAUGGCGGACCCAGCAGUGGCCUCGGGAGGGGCACUGAAUACAAGCGGGCGCGGGAGUUCUGCUAAAGCUGCCCCCAGUCCCUCAGAGAACUACCACCUGGCUCGACGUCGCACCCUUCAAGUAGUGGUCAGUGCCCUGCUGACCGAGAAUGGCUUUGAGAGUGCAGAGAAGGCAGCAGUGGAGACGCUCACCGAGAUGAUGCAGAGCUACAUAACUGAAAUCGGUCGAUGUGCUAAAGCAUAUUGUGAGCACACAGCCAGGAGCGUUCCAACCCUGUCUGACACAGUGAUGACACUCAUUGAAAUGGGUUUCAAUGUCGACACUCUGCCUGUGUAUGCCAAACGAUCACAGAGGAUGGUAAUAACUGCCCCUCCAGUGACGAAUGCACCUAUGACGCCUAAAUCGCUAUCAGCAGGACAGAAACGGACACACCCCGCUCACAUUCCGGGCUACUUUCCCGAAUUCCCUGACCCUCACACCUACAUCAAAACACCUACAUUCAGAGAGCCUGUGUCGGAAUAUCAGGUGGUGCGGGAGAAGGCAGCUACCCAAAGGAGAGAUGUGGAGCGAGCCCUCACACGGUUCAUGGCCAAGACGGGAGAAACUCAGAGCCUCUUCAAAGACGACAUCACCGCCUUCCCAUUGAUCGCAGCAAGACCGAGCACCAUCCCAUAUCUGAGUGCCCUGCUGCCCUCAGAGCUGGAACUGCAGAGUCUGGAGGAGACGGAUUCUUCCGAGCAGGACGACCAGACCGACGCAGAGAACGCGGCCGGAAACAUCAACAACGAUGAUCCAGGUGCUGACAAAGAGAACUCCAUGCUUCCCCCAAGCGGUGCUGUUCCAUCCACCAAGGCCAACGAGGACAACAUGAUUGACAAUCCAUACCUCAGGCCGGUCAAGAAACCCAAAGUGAGGAGGAAGAAAUGAGUCAGGACCAACAUGGACUUUGAUAGGCCUCAGUGUUUGGUGAUUUCAGUAGUUCAGUCAGCCAUUCCCUCAACUGAGGAGCGGCCCAGCGUUGAACCUGCUACAAGAUCAGGAAUCAACAGCUGCUUUUUUGUGCCAUCUGAAAUCAGUGCUGUUGGUUUUGAUAUGUUUUUCAGCAAGAACUUUCUUUGUAUGUACUUUGAGUGUCACAGAGUCAUUUUGCAGGUAACCUCAAUGUGUAACAGAGACCACACAAAAUUCUGGUCAUUUUGUGAAUAAUGAAAGAAUGAAGGUUUUUGUUUUAUUCAUUAAGCAAACAACAUUUUUUUACAAGCUUUAUGUAACGUAACAUUCAAAUUUAAAAAAAAUGUGAUAAGAUGUUUUCAUGAUGAGUUUAAUCUUUCACUAGUAGUACAAACUCAGAUAGGCCAGUCGAUUCCUCCGUUUCUGGAACUCCCUUUCAUCGGUUAGCUUGGGAGAAAAAACAGAAAAAGAGCAUUUGUGUUUAUAUUUGAACGACAUAAAAAGGUCUGUGUAUUGCAAAACAAAGUUAUAAGCAGGUAAUUUUCUUGUUCAGAAACUGAAAUUUUGUGAAAUUCAGACAUAUUUCAGUUAUUUAUAAUUGCGUGAUCAAUUAUGGAAAUCUCAUAAGCCCCCGUUCCCAAUUUAAGGGUUAUUUAAUAGGACAACCUAAACUAGAAUGAGUCAGAAGUCAAUCAUGACAUCUCGGUUAGUCAUUUUAAAACCACUAGUUUUGUCAGUCACCAGAUUAAGAAAAAAUAAAGAUUAAAAACAGUAUCAUAAUUGAAAGUCUCCACCACUAUAUCCUUUUUGUAAAACAAAUGUGUUUUCUUGUCAAUGUUUGAUUAAAAAAGUCAUAAUGCAGAACAGUAUCCCAAAAAGAGGGAUUCAUGAAAAACACAAGAUUGAUAAUAGAAAAUGGUUUAGCACCAAGCCCUUGUCAUGUAAUCGUUCACCAAAGCUUAAUUUUGUAUAAUUCUUUCUAGAUCUGGGCUGCGUUGCACUGUCGUGGCUGGAGAAAAACACUAUAUUUACUCUUAAUUAUCGCUUAGUAAUGACUAAUUAUUUUCAACAAAUAAAAAAAUUAAAAUAGAUCAUGAUAAAAGAAUAGAUUUCAAAUUGGUGGAUUUUAUAUGAAUUUAAAAAAAUUAAGACUAUUAAUUGGUGUAUAUCACUCACCUUCACCCUGAGUGACUUCUUCUG
Messenger RNA from Menidia menidia (Atlantic silverside), 2317 nucleotides. The record is from the annotation of a GenBank genome assembly. Lineage: Eukaryota; Metazoa; Chordata; Actinopteri; Atheriniformes; Atherinopsidae.